This is a messenger RNA of Oikopleura dioica, 1131 nucleotides long. Lineage: Eukaryota; Metazoa; Chordata; Appendicularia; Copelata; Oikopleuridae. The record is from the annotation of a GenBank genome assembly.
AUGAAGAUAAUCUGGUUAUUUCCAGUGUUUUCACAUGCAAGAUUUAUUUAUGGACAGAUCGGAGAAACAUCGGAUGCAGACUCAACGCCCACGAAUAUAGACAUACAUCCACGAAUUAUUGGCGGCACUGAAAUAUCAAUCUCGAGCGCUCCAUUCAUCGUGGGAAUGACGAUACGAUCCGGUCGCACCUCUGAAAUGUGUGGUGGAAGCAUAAUUUCGUCAAGGUUCAUUCUUACAGCCGCACAUUGUAUACAUAAUAAGGACCCGAGUGCGAUUACUAUCAGGAUAGGAAGCAGCAGAUUCGACGCUGGUGGACGCUUGGUCGGUGUCAGUCAAAUCUACACUGACAGUUACAAGCCUAGUACGGUUGAGAACGACAUCGCAAUCUUGGAGCUUGAUAGCGAAAUUACUUCGAGUAGAGACCCUUACUCGGAAAUCCUUCCAAUCGGAAUUGGAAAUCCUCCACAAGGAGCUUCUUGUUAUACUGCCGGUUGGGGCCUAACAUCUAAUGGAGGGUCAGCCUCGUCCGGACUUAGACGAGUAGAGCUUAAUCUUUGGAGCACCUCCCAGUGUGUGAUGGUUUGGGGAGUUGGCAUAAGCGGAAGCAAGCAAAUAUGUGCUCUCGGCGAUCGACUAUCAGGAGAUUUAUACAAGGAUUCUUGCGCUGGUGAUUCUGGCGGACCGCUUUACUGUAGAUACAACGGACAAACCUCUUUAUACGGAAUUGUUUCAUAUGGACCUCAAGAGUGUGGCACAGAAGGAGUUCCAGGCGUUUACACUCGACCCUCCUUCUACAAGUCUGGUAUCGAAGCUAUUACUGGGCCUCUUGAAAAUUCAGAUAUAUUUACUCUCCCAAUAAUACCUGUGUCGGAGACGACAACAAGUACAAGUACGACCACAACAACAACAAGUACAAGUAGAACCUCAACUACCAGUAGUGCAAUAAUCAGUAGCGCUUCAUCUAACACAAGUAGCUCGGCGAUAACAAACACAACAGCUGCAACAAAACCUGGUAUACCCUUUGAAAUAGAAAUUCCCACGAUGCCAUCCAAUCCAGACUCGAGCGUCUUAUUGAAAUCAACUGCCGCUCUAAUGCUGAUUCUCUACUACGUCCUUAUGAUUAUUUUCUAG